Purpureocillium lilacinum is the source of this 765-nucleotide messenger RNA. RefSeq names its product 60S ribosomal protein uL2. Gene Ontology annotation, biological process: cytoplasmic translation. Lineage: Eukaryota; Fungi; Ascomycota; Sordariomycetes; Hypocreales; Ophiocordycipitaceae. Gene Ontology annotation, cellular component: cytosolic large ribosomal subunit; ribosome. Gene Ontology annotation, molecular function: structural constituent of ribosome; RNA binding. The record is from RefSeq and is a predicted model, not a curated record.
AUGGGUAGAGUCAUUCGCAACCAGCGCAAGGGCCGUGGAUCCAUCUUCACGGCCAACACGCGCCUCAACAAGGCUCCGGCCAAGUUCCGCAACCUCGACUACUCCGAGCGCCAUGGCUACAUCCGUGGUGUAGUCCGCGACAUCAUCCACGACCCUGGUCGUGGUGCCCCCCUCGCCAAGGUCGUCUUCCGCCACCCCUACCGGUUCAAGCAGGUCCACGAGACGUUCAUCGCCAACGAGGGAAUGUACACCGGCCAAUUUAUUUAUGCCGGCAAGAAGGCUGCCCUGACCGUCGGCAACGUCCUCCCCCUGGGUGAGAUGCCCGAGGGUACCGUCGUUUCCAACGUCGAGGAGAAGAUUGGCGACCGUGGCACCCUGGGCCGCACCUCCGGUGGCUACAUCACCGUCGUCGGCCACAACCCCGACGAGGGCAAGACCCGCAUCAAGCUCCCCUCUGGUGCCAAGAAGGUCGUCAGCUCCGGCUCGCGAGGAAUGAUCGGCAUUGUUGCCGGUGGUGGCCGUACCGACAAGCCUCUCCUGAAGGCUUCUCGCGCCAAGCACAAGUUCGCUGUCAAGCGCAACAGCUGGCCCAAGACUCGCGGUGUUGCCAUGAACCCUGUCGACCAUCCUCACGGUGGUGGUAACCACCAGCAUAUCGGUAAGGCCUCGACCAUCUCCCGAUACGCCGCCCAGGGACAGAAGGCCGGUCUCAUUGCCGCCAGAAGGACGGGUCUGCUGCGCGGUACUCAGAAGACGAAGGAGUAA